CCGAGGCCGGAGGGCCGGGCCGGGGCCCAGGCCGUAGGGCAGUGUCCACGCCAUGGAUUUGAACCAGCAGUCCAAGCCGCCCGUCCACAAGUGCAACAGUGACCCCACCCGGGGCUCGCUGGCGGCCGCAUCGCCCAGGAAGUGCGUCCUCACCCUGGACGGAUACUCCUAUGUCAUAGUGGCCAGCCCUCCAGACCGGCGCGGCCUGAGCGGUCAGCCCGGCAUGGCGGUGUCGGGGGCGGUGUCGGGGGCGGUGUCGGGAGCGGCGGUGGGGGCGGGGCCCGGCGGGGGGCCACCGCCGUACGAAGACGAGCAGCCCGAGCAGGCCAGCACGCCCUCGGGCACGCCGCCGCACAACGGCCAGCUAGCCCAGCAAGGCUCGCUGACCAUCGUGCGGAGGAGCAGCACGAAGAAGGCCGUCAACAACGCCCCCGUCGGACCCACCGUCAUACGAGGGGGCGCCCCCGGGCCCCCUGGCGGAGGGGGGGCGCCCCCAGACCCCGCCGACUCGCUGGCUAGAGAUGUGGAGUCCAUGGACCUCAGCACGGACUGCUUGCCCGCCGUGGACACGCCCGACGCCUGCGACAAAGCUGCGUUCAGGCUCCGCUGCCUCCUACGUCAGCUCCAGCUGGGACAGGUCUCCGCGGACCUGCUCCAGAGCAACUUGCUCUACGCCGCACGCGUCCUUGAGGCGGUGUUCAUCGAUGAGACUAAGGACCGUGCGGACGAGGGUCAAGGCAGCCAACUUUCGGAGCGCACCGCCGCCGGCGAAUCCAGCAAGCCCGUGCAACGAAGACGGUUACGGAGACCCGUUUGGGCAAGAGGCCCCGCUCGGAGAGGAAACCUCGAAGCCAGUCGGGACUGCUCGCCUCCUGCGGACACUCGGCGGCUGGCCGACGAGGACGACGAGCUGUCCGAAGUGCAGCCCGACGCCGUGCCGCCCGAGGUGCGCGAGUGGCUCGCCUCCACCUUCACGAGGCAGCUGGCCACGCAGCGGCGCAGGCCCGACGAGAAGCCCAAGUUCCGGUCGGUGGCGCACGCCAUCCGCGCCGGCAUCUUCGUGGACCGCAUCUACCGGCGGGUGUCCAACGCCGCGCUCAUGCAGUUCCCGCCGGAGGUGGUGCGCGUCCUCAAGGUUCCACGUCAUGUCGUGAAGCCUGCUGACAAGAGGAGGGGAUCUCGCCACAAACCCCACCACAACAACCUCCAUGCGGCGGACGUCGCCCAGGGCGUUCACUACAUGCUGUGCCAGACCGGUCUCAUGAACUGGCUGACGGACCUGGAGAUCUUCGCCACGCUGCUGGCGGCCAUCGUCCACGACUUCGAGCACACGGGCACGACCAACAAUUUCCACGUCAUGUCGGGGUCGGACACGGCGCUGCUGUACAACGACAGGGCCGUCCUGGAGAACCACCACAUCAGCGCCGCCUUCAGGGCACUCCGAGAAGAUGAAUGUAAUAUUCUGCAAAACUUGUCCCGUGAGGAAUUUAGGGAAUUCAGGACAUUGGUCAUUGAUAUGGUCCUUGCCACGGACAUGAGCUUCCAUUUCCAGCAGUUGAAGAACAUGAGGAACCUGCUAACACUCGCAGAACCAACGGUCGACAAGUCGAAAGGCCUUGCAAUGGUGCUCCAUUGUUGUGACAUAGCCCAUCCAGCCAAGCGCUGGGACCUGCACCAUCGUUGGACAGAGUUAUUGCUUGAAGAGUUCUUCCGUCAGGGAGACAGGGAGCGUGAGCUAGGGCUACCAUUUUCACCGCUCUGUGAUCGUAACAACACUCUUGUUGCUGAAAGUCAGAUAGGUUUUAUUGAGUUCAUCGUUGAACCGUCCAUGGGAGUGUGCGCAGACAUGUUGGAGGUUGUUCUUGCCCCUAUCUUGGGCAACAGUGCCAAGGAAACGAACAAAAACAAGGACGCAAUUGAAGAGGAGCCCACUGGUGAUGGUGCAGGAAAACACAAAUCUGAUCAGCAGCGCUUCACCAUCAAGAAACCCUGGGUCGGCAUUCUUGCAGAGAACAAGAAAAUGUGGAAGGAGCAGGCAGCGAAAGAUGCAGAACAGAGAGCCCUCCAGCAACAGUUGGAGGAAAGCGAUGCCAAUAAGUCAGCUCCAGUGGAAGAAGAGGAGUGAGCACAAUUACAUAUCUGGAGUCCUCCGUGACCAGAGCCUGACAUAUCUUUGUGAGAAGCAUGGCUUUAUCAAGUUUUGCUGUGCCUUCGUACCUGGAAAAUUUAAAGAAGUGUCAAAUAUAUUAACAUUUUCAGUCAUGUUUAGAGUGCCGCAGUGCUGUUUUCUGAAAUGUCAGGCCAAUACUGGGUUGAAAUUGUCAAGUUGAGCUUAGGCAACUGUGCACUUAGAAGAAAAAUUUAGGAUUUUUCCCAGACAAAAUUGUUCUAAGAAUUCUUUAUGAUUCUGUGCAGUUUUGCCUAAUGAGAAGCAGUAUGGCACAUUUUUUUAGCUGAAAUUUGAUACUUUUAUUCAAUUUUUCUGGCCGAUUUGUGUAUUAUUGCCUACAGCAUAUGCUUGAGCUUGAACUGGAUCAAAUAUGUGGUUGACAAAAUGCUGGUUUAAGUGUUGGCUGUGUCCUAAAAAUACUAGAUUUUAUCAGUAUAUUGUAACAUAUACUUCGGGUAUUACUCAAGAAACCUGCUCUUCCACAUGCUGAUGCCUUGGCUUACUUUGAAAGACAAGUAGAUGUCCUGGAUGAUCUCACCUUUACCUGACAAUGAGAUUGGGUGAUACUUAAUAAAAAAUAUAAAUUGUGAUAUGAUCUGUUUGAAAGUGCAUUGUUGAAUGCUUUCUUUUGUUCAUAGUUCAUUUAGAUUUCAGUGAUUCAUUCUUUUCUUUUCUUCUGUCUGUGCAAAUUUACCAAAAGAACUGCACAAAUUUUUUUCGCCUUUUAUUAAUAUGUUGCAAGCAGAACUUUAUUUUAAGUGUAAUGUUUUUCUUUAAUUCAUAAAUCCUCAUGUUUUUAAUUGUUCCUCUACUGGGCUCUAAAUAAGUAUACUUAAGUUACACUGUAACACUUCACUGUGUACUUCUUUUUAAAGUUUUUACAAAAGCCCAAAACCAUUUCUUUUUCGUUCAGUUUUGAGUGACAUUUGAUGACAAAUAUAAAACUGUACAAACCUUAAAGUAAAAAUUUACAUUGUUGAAUUAUUAAAAACAAAAUUAUGAAAACAGAAAAAAAGGAACAGGUAAUUCGUCCUAAGACCAACAAAUUGAGAUGUAUUGUAAAUAGCCCUCUUAAAUAAUGCAGUGCAUUUUGUAGUAUGUAAGUCCAAACCAUGUUGAUAUCUGUAUGUACCACCAUACCUAACUUUCAUUUGAGGCGUGUGUAAAUACUAUUACCCUCAAAAAUUUUGGACCAAUAUAUUUAACUGUAAGGUCAAAACCUAUGAAUCUAUGAUCCUAUUAACUAGAAUAAUGUCGUUGUAAGGAACCCAAACAAAGGGUGCAGUUGGAGGACCUUGUACAAAACAAAAGUUAUUUGUAAUGAAAUUCUUAUAGUGCAUGAAAUAUUGGCCAUUCGCAUCAUCUACAUUAUACUGGGACGUUGAGCUGGGGAAAAACAUUGUACAACAGGCACAGUAUACAAUCUUCUGUUUCUCGUUUUGUCCAUUAGUAAUGUUUCAUAUUCGACUCCCACCUUUUACCAGUUGUUUUCAUAGUUUAAGUCAUAGUUCUGCAAACUCAGAACUUCAAAAGGAAAAGAUAUUGUUUUACCAAACAGUACUAUUGUAAUUUUAUUUAGUGUGACCAGUCCUUGGUGGAGAUCUCUUCCUAUGUGCUGUACUUGUUUUCGAAUUUCUCUUUUAAGGCCUGCAUUAUUCUGCUGUUCUAUUUUGUCAUUUGAUGAAAAUACUCCCAUUUCUUGUAAGAUAUAACUUGAAAUUGUUGGUCAAUCUUUCUGUUUGUUGGGACCAUAGCAUAACUAUGUCAUGUGCCUCACCUCCAGAAUUGUUUGGAAAGGGAGAGUGGAGAGCCUUCUUCCAAAACACUCUAGCCUCACCCAUAGGAAUAGAACAUAGGAAAAGCACAUCUGUAGCACUCUUAUGCUAAUGUUGGUCAUUUGAAACUCCAUCGUAAUUUAUGACAAUCUGUUCAAAAUCUGCAAAAUAUUGCAAAAAUAUUUCAGGAGGCACACUCACAACACGUUCCUGUAGCAGCUCUACACUUGUACUCCUCCCAGUACAGUGGAUUUUGUUGAUGAAUACAGCAGUCAAACACCCCAUGAUCUCUUCAGAAGUGCAAUAAAUUCUCUGGGUGUAAGUUUAGUUGUUUUUGUUUCUGUCCAAAAAAUAUUCUUCGGUAACUACCUGAUCUGUUGAGUAAUAGUGCCUUGUGAUGCCUUCGCAUUUCUUUUUGAAAUAAAUAAAUAAAUACUGUGCUUGUUCUAUGUAAUGCUGGAUUUUCAUAUUGUAAAUGAGAAGGUAGGAAUUUUUAGAUCCAAAAUCUGAAAACUUGGAUCCAAAAAAAAGAUCACUUAUAGCAAUCUUGAUACUAUGCAAUAAAUAUUUUAUUGAGAGAGGAACUACUUCUAGUCUUUGAAUAGAUACAAAUGAUUGAUAGGAAUUAAUACUUUUUUAUGGCACACUGUAGUUGCACUCGAAAGUUGACUAUUUUCAUGGUCUUGUUCGAAGAGCACAUCUUGUGCCUGUAAAAUGUGCCUUAAAUACACCCAAAUAAUAUUCUGAGGGCCGUGAGAUUUUACUGUACUGCUUUCCAACUGAACACGUGUCAAAAAAGUACACCUUGUGUUGCAUGAGUUAAAUUAGUGAGGCAAAAUGGGCUUUAGUUAAAAUGGGCUUUAAUGAAAUAGGUCAUCCCACUUAAAAAAUAAGCAUAAAAUUUAAGCCUGAAAAUGACACAAGCUGUAUUAUAACAUGUUAAAGUACAAGAAUUCUUUUUAAAUGUCUUCAAAUUAUCUCAAGAGUGCCAACCAGGUGUAAGCUAUGAAUUGUAAUGCUGUUUGCCCGUCCAUUGAAAACACAGGACAAGGCCUAAAAUACAACAUGGAAGAUAUUUCAAAUUCAGUGAGCUACAGUGAAAUUCAAUAAACGUAAAUGGAUUCUGAACUGGAGACCAAUAAACAUUCCUCUGAGCACAAAGUCAAGGGCACUUGUCAUAUUUUCUGAACCUUCUGAACAUCUUGAUUGAUUGAUAGGCUGUUGAGAAAUUAAACUAUUAAAACAGAGA
Messenger RNA from Thrips palmi, 5194 nucleotides. RefSeq names its product calcium/calmodulin-dependent 3',5'-cyclic nucleotide phosphodiesterase 1-like. Bases 53 to 2125 code for a protein of 690 amino acids. The transcript is spliced from 14 exons. NCBI's taxonomy places the organism in Eukaryota, Metazoa, Arthropoda, Insecta, Thysanoptera, Thripidae. Gene Ontology annotation, biological process: signal transduction. Gene Ontology annotation, molecular function: 3',5'-cyclic-AMP phosphodiesterase activity. The record is from RefSeq and is a predicted model, not a curated record.